Papilio polytes (common Mormon) is the source of this 1353-nucleotide messenger RNA. Its product is annotated as lipase 3-like. Bases 1 to 1353 code for a protein of 450 amino acids. Gene Ontology annotation, molecular function: hydrolase activity, acting on ester bonds. The transcript has a single exon. NCBI's taxonomy places the organism in Eukaryota, Metazoa, Arthropoda, Insecta, Lepidoptera, Papilionidae. Gene Ontology annotation, biological process: lipid metabolic process. The record is from RefSeq and is a predicted model, not a curated record.
AUGGGAGAUUUCGCAUAUACACUAUUGGAUACCAUUAGAAAUGUUGGAGAUCGGCUUUCACACUUUUUUCAAAAUCGCGCAACAGUAAAGAAAGGAGUAACGACGCUUCCGAAAAAAACAUAUUUCUGGAAAGAUGCAACUGCAAAAACUACAAAAACACUAAAACGUACUGCAAAGCAAGCGCCGCCGGUUGACGCUUACACGACUAAGACCCUCCAUUACAGAGUAAGAUCUGAUCCGAUGUCAUCAAUGGAUACUCCUCAAUUGAUUACAUUGCACGGGAGACGAUCCGAGUCACAUAUCGUUUUAACAGAAGACGGUUAUCUUUUGACUCUACAUCGCAUAAUAGCAUCGCGUCUAAAAAGAAAUGCUGAUGUGAAGAACAACACAGUGUUACUCCAUCAUGGCUUGCUCGGCAGUUCGGCAGAUUGGGUUUUACUUGGUGCAAAGAAAUCAUUACCAUAUUUACUAUCUAAUCUUGGAUAUGACGUAUGGCUUGCAAAUGCAAGAGGAAACGUUUACUCGAGAGGUCACGUGUCGAAAAAUAUAAACAAUUCAGAUUUUUGGAAAUUUUCAUGGCAAGAAAUGGGUCAGUACGAUUUACCAGCAAUAAUUCACUAUAUCAGAUUAGUUAAAAAUACUAGUGAUCCUAUAAGUUUUGUUGGCCACUCUAUGGGUGCUACUGCUUUACUUGUUUUAUUGUCAACGUCACCAAUUUUUAAUACCUUUAUCAGAAUAGGUGUAUUGAUAGCGCCUCUAGCCUUUAUGGUAAAUAGCAAAGGUCCGCUAAGAAUGUUUGGCCCCUUUGCGCCUCGGCCACCUCUGAUUCAACAAGUAAUGAGCACAGGUGAAUUUAUGCCAUCAAAAGUAACACCGGAAUGGUUCUCAUCAAGACAUUGCGCGAGACCACAAAUAUUUUGUAGGAAUCCACUAUUCUUUCUUGCGGGUGACAUACUUCAAGGGCACUUAUGGGAUGACAACCUAUUGACUAGAGUAUUAAAUCAUGCACCAGCUGGCACUUCGACUUACACCAUUUUACAUUAUGCGCAAUUAACGAGAAACGGCAAAUUUCAUAAGUUUAGCGAUGUUAUAACAGAGUUUCCAUUAAAUAGGAUUAGUCUGCCUAUUGCUUUGAUAAGUUCCAGUGAUGAUUGGUUGGCGACAUUACCAGACGUCAAAAAAUUGUACUUCGGACUCUCAAAUCCGAUUGACCAUUUUGUUAUACGUAAUGAUAAUUUUAGCCACACCGAAUUUGUUUGGGGACCAAAAGCAGAUAUUAUAGUUUUUAGAAAAGUUAUAGAUUAUAUCGAGAAUGGAUUAAGUUUGAGUGUGAUUAAAUUAAAUGAAGUUUAG